AUGUUCAAGUACCGGAUCCGCAUGUUCUUCAACGAGCUGAAGCUGCUGGUGUUGAUGCGGCGGGGCCGCCCGGAGCCCGAGCCCGGAGCCGGGGGCAGCCGGGGGGCGCUGGGAAGCGGCGGCUGCGGAUGGCCCCCCUUCGCCGACUGCUCGGCCCGGCAGGACGAUGAGGCCGAGUAUUACGGCGGGGGAGGCGCCGAGACCCGGCCCCGGAGUUUGGCCCUGGAAGAGAAGGAGCCCCGGCCUCAGCCCCCCGGGCAGCAGGCAGGCCAGCAGCCCGGAGCCGUCGGGGCUGGAGGAGCGUUGGACUCGGUGUCGCUCACCAGCAGCUUGGACAGUGGCAUGAGGACGCCGCAGUGCCGGAUUUGCUUCCAGGGACCCGAGCAGGGGGAGCUACUAAGCCCGUGUCGCUGUGACGGGUCCGUCCGCUGCACCCACCAGCCUUGCCUGAUUCGUUGGAUAAGCGAGAGAGGCUCUUGGAGCUGUGAGCUGUGCUACUUCAAAUACCAGGUCUUAGCCAUCAGCACAAAGAAUCCCUUGCAGUGGCAAGCGAUUUCCCUGACUGUGAUAGAAAAGGUUCAGAUCGCAGCCAUCAUUCUGGGUUCCCUGUUCCUCAUCGCCAGCAUCUCGUGGCUCAUCUGGUCGUCCCUCAGCCCGUCUGCCAAGUGGCAGCGGCAGGACCUGCUCUUCCAGAUCUGCUAUGGCAUGUAUGGCUUCAUGGACAUUGUCUGCAUAGGUCUGAUUAUCCACGAGGGUUCUUCGGUGUAUCGAAUAUUCAAGCGCUGGCAGGCAGUGAACCAGCAAUGGAAGGUACUGAACUAUGACAAGGCCAAGGACCUGGGAGAACCAAUUGGUGGGAGCACAAAGCCCGGAGGGCGGAAUUCACGGACGAACCCCUCCUCGGGGAGUGAGAGGACCUCCCAGCGGGGCCAGCGGGUUAGGACUAUUUUGAACCAUCACUGUGGUUAUACGAUUCUGCACAUUCUCAGCCACCUGCGGCCUAAUGAACAUCGUGGGGGCUCCAGUUCCAGCCGUGAGGUUGUCAUGAGGGUAACGACUGUAUAAUAACAGCCUACGGAGCCUUUGCCGAGAGGGAGAGGUUCCACGGUUCCCAUGGAAGGAAGAAGCCGACGCCUUCACUUCUGCACAGGCUCCAUUCUGAGCCCCGACGGGGUAGGCCGCACGCUGUACACUGUCAGGAGGCAUCUGGUUCUGUAGUUUUGCCGCAGACCGCACCCACCUCUUCCUCGUUGCAUUGGGGGGGAGUGCCUCAGCUUGGUUGCACCUUCCUACCCUCCCAUCAAUGUGAAUUUUUUUUCUCUCCAGGCCUGUGGUGAAAGGAGAGACGCUCCGCUCCCUCCUCCACCCAGCUUCUCUUGUAAGACUAAGCUCCUUGGAAGUGUGUGUGUGGGGGGUUUAUUUAUUUAAUUUUUUAAAAAACAACAACCCCUACCUGGUUCCUUCUCGACCAGUCUUGGCGCCAACCAGUCCAGAAAUUUGAAAACAUUUUUACCUCAUCUUUCAAAGGAAAUCCUGCCAGAAGACCCUGUUCCACCUCAUCGCCUUGGUUUCUCAGCCUAGGAGACGCCAACCAGAGAGGUUCCGAACUUUUUACCCAUUCCC
Molecule: messenger RNA, 1623 nt
Organism: Gekko japonicus
Lineage: Eukaryota; Metazoa; Chordata; Lepidosauria; Squamata; Gekkonidae
Gene: MARCHF9
Product: membrane associated ring-CH-type finger 9
Exons: 4
Coding region: 1-1065 (354 amino acids)
Biological process (GO): protein ubiquitination
Molecular function (GO): zinc ion binding; ubiquitin-protein transferase activity
Source: RefSeq, a predicted model, not a curated record